This is a messenger RNA of Scleropages formosus (Asian bonytongue), 2114 nucleotides long. It is a transcript of the gene tbx18, whose product is annotated as T-box transcription factor 18. Gene Ontology annotation, molecular function: RNA polymerase II cis-regulatory region sequence-specific DNA binding; DNA-binding transcription factor activity, RNA polymerase II-specific. The record is from RefSeq and is a predicted model, not a curated record. Lineage: Eukaryota; Metazoa; Chordata; Actinopteri; Osteoglossiformes; Osteoglossidae. Gene Ontology annotation, cellular component: nucleus; chromatin. The transcript has 8 exons. Bases 335 to 2026 code for a protein of 563 amino acids. Gene Ontology annotation, biological process: cell fate specification; somitogenesis; morphogenesis of embryonic epithelium.
CUGACAGAUCAGGGCGACGGCGGAGCGGCACUGCUGGGGAUCCUUGUGCGCCCUCCGUGCUGGAGAGCACACACACACACACACACACACACACACACACACACACACCCGUGCGUGCCAGUGUGUGUCCGGUGUUCCAGCAAAAGUGCCGCUUCGCAGCGGGACGCGGGGGCGUACGGGGAGCCUCGGAUGCGCUUUGCAGAACUUCUCGCCUCGGUGUCGACCAGACGCGCGGCUCUGCGUGUGUGUGGGUGCGUGUGUGUGUGUGCGAGUGUCUGCGCACUCUGCGUGCGCCCUUUGCGCCGUGUGCCCGCGCUGCCCGCGGCACUGUGCGAUGGCGGAGAAGCGGCGGCCGCCGUGCGCGCUCAGCGUGAAGGCGCACGCGUUCUCGGUGGAGGCGCUCAUCGGCGCCGAGAAGAGGAGGAAGAUGGAGGAGCGCGGCGAAGGGCAGCGCGAGAAGGACGGCGAGGGCUUCGAGGAGGAGCACGAGGGCUCGCACCCCGAUGACAGUCCGCAGCAGCGCCACGAGGGCAGCCGCGAGACGGACGCGGAGACCGAGGCCGGGCGCGCGACGGACGUCUCCACGGCCGACUGUGACUGUGACGUGUCCCUGGAAAGCCCCCGGCGCGCGCUUCCCGCUCCGGCGCAGGCCGGCGCGAGCCUGGCCGCGGAGGAGACGCGCGUGGACCUGCAGGGGUCGGACCUGUGGAAACGCUUCCACGAGAUCGGCACGGAGAUGAUCAUCACCAAAGCAGGGAGGCGCAUGUUCCCCGCCAUGCGUGUCAAGGUGUCGGGUUUGGACCCCCACCUGCAGUACUACGUGGCCAUGGACAUCAUCCCCGUGGACAAUAAACGAUACAGGUACGUGUACCACAGCUCCAAGUGGAUGGUGGCCGGCAACGCCGACUCCCCCGUGCCCCCCAGGGUCUACAUCCACCCGGACUCCCCUGCCUCUGGAGAGACCUGGAUGCGCCAGGUGGUCAGUUUCGACAAGCUGAAGCUCACCAACAACGAGCUGGACGACCAGGGCCAUAUCAUCCUGCAUUCGAUGCACAAGUACCAGCCGCGGGUUCACAUCAUCCGCAAGGAGUGCGCCGAAGAGCUGUCGUCCGUGAAGGCCGUGCCGGCGGGUGAAGGAGUGAAGACUUUCUCCUUCCCCGAAACCGUGUUCACCACGGUUACAGCAUACCAGAACCAGCAGAUUACGAGAUUGAAAAUAGACAGAAAUCCAUUUGCUAAAGGGUUUCGAGACUCUGGGCGGAACAGGAUGGGCUUGGAAGCCCUAGUGGAGUCGUACGCCUUCUGGAGACCCUCCCUUCGCACUUUGACAUUUGAAGAUAUUCCUGGAAUGGCAAAGCAAGGAGGGCCGGGAUCGCAUGGCCUCUUGUCGACCGGAGGGAGCGGGGCGUCGUCCGCUCACACCCACCUGCUCGCUCCCUCCUCUUGCUCGUCUCCCGCCUUCCACCUGGGAGGGGGCAUGAGUGCCGGCGAGUACACGGCCUGCAGCCGCUCGGGGCUCACGUUGUCCCGCUACGGCGGGCCGCUGGCCGACACCUACGGCCGCUUGGCCAGCCCAGGCGCCGAGCCGUACCCGGGUCCGCGAUCGGCCUCCUACGGCGCGGCGGGCAGCGAGGCGGACGGCUUCGGAAGCCCUCACGCCGGCCUGCCCCUCCAGAUCCCGGGUAUGCCAUCGCCGCAGCUCCAGUACAUCGCGGGAAACGCCUUCUCGGCCAAUCAGGGCCAGCAGGGAACCUACGGCGGCUUCCGGCUGCACGGCCCCUACGGCCUGUACGGAUACAACUUCCCGACGUCCCCGCGCCUCGCCGCCAGCCCGGAGAAGGUCUCCUCCCAGGGCUCGUUCCUUGGCUCCUCCCCCAGCGGCACCAUGACGGACAGGCAGAUGCUGUCGCCCGGGGAGGGCCUGCACGUGCUCGGCGGCGGACAGCAGAACCUGUUCGAUUCGCGGACUUUGGGCCUCGCCGGCUUGGCCAACGGCUCGUCCCAGAUGUCGGCACACAUGGUGUGAGCUCAACGCCCCGGACUGCCGUGACCCCGCCGGGCCCGCCGGAUCUCUGCGGAGAGUCCGGGAAGGACCCGAGCCGUGCCCCUUUUUU